AUGUCGCAAGAGCCCCCCGAGGAGCAGGCCAGUCCGCUGCCCACAACGCGCCGCGCCUGGGUCCUGACCGCCGGCAACGUCGCGAACAUGAAGCUCGAGACGCAGCCGAUGCCCGCUCCCGGAGACGGCGAAGUCCUCGUCGCGGUCGAGGCCAUCGGCCUCAACUUCGCCGACGUCUUCUCCGUCCUGGGCCUGUACGGCGCCACCCCAGAAGGCGCCUUCACGCCGGGUUUGGAGUUCGCCGGGAGCGUCGUGAGCGCACGCGGCGACGUGCCGUUCCGGCCGGGCGACCGCGUGAUGGGCUGCACGCGCUUCGGCGCGUACGCCGACUACGUCGUCUCCCCCGCAGCGCUCCUGCGACCCAUUCCUGACUCAUGGUCUGUGGCGCAGGGCGCCGCCUGUCUCGUGCAGGCCCUGACCAUGUACUACGCGCUCGUCGCGCUGGGCGGUCUCCGUGCGGGCCACGCCGUGAUGGUCCACAGCCUCGCGGGCGGGUGCGGGCAGUGGGCGGCCAAGAUAUGUCGGCACGUGGGGGCUGUGGUGUCGGGGACAGUGGGGAGCGAGGCGAAGAAAGCGGGGCUGCUGGAGCAGCUGCCGUGGCUGCAGCCGUGGCAGGUCGUGGUCCGGGAGACCCCGCGGGAGUUCGGGGCGCAGCUGGACGGCGUGCUGAGUCAGGCUGGUGCCGAGGGGUUCGAUGUGGUGCUAGACGCGGUGCUGGGGGGGUGGAUGCAGCCCGGGUUCGACAGAGUGGCCAAGGGCGGCAGGUACGUCGUGUACGGCGCUGCGGACAUGACGCCCAAGGGCGGGAAGCCUGGCUGGAUUCGUCUGGCGUGGCAGUACCUCACGCGGCCACGCAUCGACCCGCUCGCGCUGCCAGGACAAAACCGCAGCGUCAUGGGGUUCAAUCUUAUUUGGAUGUUUGACAAAGUGGACGAACUCGGCCGAAUGGUGGACGAACUGCUCGCGAUGGACCUCGCACCGGCCGAGAUCGGCGUGACCAUGCCGUUCGAGGACGCCCCUGCGGCCAUCGCGAAGCUGCAGUCGGGGCAGACGACGGGCAAGGUGGUGCUGACAGUCCGUCGAGAGGGUUGA
Molecule: messenger RNA, 1092 nt
Organism: Pedinophyceae sp. YPF-701
Lineage: Eukaryota; Viridiplantae; Chlorophyta; Pedinophyceae
Source: the annotation of a GenBank genome assembly